Protopterus annectens (West African lungfish) is the source of this 2112-nucleotide messenger RNA. It is a transcript of the gene YEATS4, whose product is annotated as YEATS domain containing 4. Lineage: Eukaryota; Metazoa; Chordata; Ceratodontiformes; Protopteridae. The transcript has 7 exons. The record is from RefSeq and is a predicted model, not a curated record. The coding region runs from base 164 to 847 and encodes 227 amino acids. Gene Ontology annotation, biological process: regulation of DNA-templated transcription.
UCCGCCCCAAGACGUCAGCAAUGACAUCAGCAAACACCCUUCAGCCAUGGAAGUCUAGCCACUACCGUAUUUAAACCUAGUUAUUUAGUUAGAGGGGUUACAAACAAUUAGGGGCUAAUUAGAAAAACAAAGACAUUCAGAUUCGUGGUUUUUUUUUAACAAUAUGUUCAAGAGAAUGGCUGAAUUUGGUCCUGAUUCUGGAGGGAGAGUAAAGGGUGUUACAAUAGUGAAACCCAUUGUUUAUGGCAAUGUCGCUCGUUAUUUUGGCAAGAAGAGAGAGGAAGAUGGGCAUACACAUCAGUGGACAGUGUAUGUAAAACCAUAUAGAAAUGAGGACAUGUCUGCCUAUGUAAAGAAAAUUCAGUUUAAGCUGCAUGAAAGCUAUGGCAACCCUUUAAGAGUUGUUACCAAACCACCAUAUGAAAUCACAGAAACAGGCUGGGGUGAAUUUGAAAUCAUCAUAAAAAUAUUUUUCAUUGAUCCAAAUGAGAGGCCUGUUACACUUUAUCACUUGCUGAAGUUGUUCCAGUCAGAUACAAAUGCCAUGCUGGGAAAAAAGACAGUAGUUUCAGAAUUUUAUGAUGAAAUGAUUUUCCAGGAUCCAACAGCUAUGAUGCAGCAGCUAUUAACCACUUCCCGACAGUUGACACUGGGAGCGUAUAAACAUGAAACAGAGUUUGCAGAACUAGAAAUAAGAACAAGGGAGAAACUGGAAGCUGCCAAGAAAAAGACUAGCCUUGAAAUUCAGGAUCUUAAAGAAAGACUGAAAGCAAGUCGAGAAACCAUCAACUUUCUGAAAAAUGAAAUUAGGAGGAUGGAAGAAGAUGACCACAUUAAAGAAUCCUGAUUCAGCUGACUUAAGUGCUUUUGCAUUAAAUCAAAAGUACUGAAUUCACAUUGAGCAGUAUAUUGAGAAUUGACUUGCACUAACUGGAAAGUAUUUCUAAACCAUCUUAUUUGAUGGUAGAACAUCAAACAAGAUAUGUAUGAAAAUCUGGUUUUCAUAAUUAAUUAUAAAUAUUUUGAGUUGAAAAAUUUGUAUUUGUAGUCCUUCAGUUAAUACAGUGUAAAUAACAUAUUUAGUUGGACUGAAACAUUUUUUAGGUGUUCAAUGGUGGGCUUACUCCCAGCCUCCAAUAGUGAGAGCUGAGUGCCACAGAUGUUUACAGCACUAGAAAUGCACAUUCUUGUGCCAGUUACUGUGAGGUUCACUUUUACAGGUGAAGUAAAAAUGCUUACAUUGAUUACUCUUGUAAGACUAGCAUUGUUUCUAAAGUAUUUUAUAACAUUUUAUUUAAACACGUCAUUGUAUAUGACUGAUGAUAAAGCAUCAAAUAAAAUGAGUAUGGAAUAUUGCAUUUAUAAUAUUGUUUCUAACUCACCAGUGAAUGUUGUGAUGCAUAUAAGAACUUUACCACUUGGAAAGAGAAAUACUGGCUUUCUCCAUUUAUUACAUUGUAUUGUUUGUGUGCUAAGGCCUUUAGUUAUAUAUUGUGUCACAUACCACCCCAAUCAUCAAAUGUGAGGUGAGUGCUACAUUUAGACUGAUUUGUGCUCUCCAUUCUCCCUUUGUCAACACCAGCUGAAUGAAUUAAUGCAAAAUGGUGCUCAGCAUAUUUCUUUGAGUUACUGACCAGCUGUCUAAAACAGAAGUUAUUUUAGCUCUAGCAUGAUGCCAGUCCUGAGAAAAAGUGCUACAAAUACAUGUCAGUUUUUCCAGUUUUCCUCUUUUAAUUCCCUUCCCUUUUAAGAUUGUUGUACACUGUUUUCUUGUCAGCUUUGUCUGCUACAUCUUCUCCAAGAAAGGAAAGCUUUUCUGUUGGAUGUUAAGCCUCUCUGUAUUUACCUUUAGCUGGUUUUAUUGAUUCCCAGUAUUUAUUGCUAAACUGUGAUCAUUAUUUCAUAGAUGGACAGUAGCAUUCCUAUUUUAGUGGUCCAGCCAUUGGGUAGUUCCUGACUGUUUUGCUUGACAGCUGUGUGAGAAUUUGUCUGUUUUUGUAUGUUUACAAUACAGUAGUAAAAAUAAAAGAUACUCAACGUUAUUAUAUUACUGUACUCUUUUAAGCCUUUAUUUUUGUAUAUAGUACUUUAAUAAAUGCACGUAAACUUUUA